AUGCAAGUUGUCAUUACUUGGCCAUCUCCGUUACUUUGUCUCAAGCUAAAUAAGCCCUGUUCCUUUGAUAUCGUCCAAAUACACCUUUGGUUCUCAAAGGCAAGCAUUCACUGGGGUGAAAAGAUUGGUGUUGUGGAUCGAACAGGGAGCGGGAAAUCAAUUUUGAUCCAAGUGUUCUUUAGGCUGGUGGAACCUUCAGGAGGCAAAAUUAUCAUCGAUGGGAUUGAUAUAACCACAAUAGGGCUUCACAAUAUCAGGAACUGUGGAAGAAACAUUGAUCCAGUAGGAAUGUAUUCAGAUGAAGAAAUUUGGAAGAGCCUUGAACGCUGCCAACUUAAAGAUGAGGUAGCUGCAAAACCUGAUAAACUCAAUUAUUUAGUGGCUGAUGAUGGCGACAACUGGAGCAUGGGGCAAACACAGCUUCUCUGUUUGGGGCGAGUUAUGUUGGCAGCAAAACACUCACAUCGAUCCAUUGACUGA
This is a messenger RNA of Prunus armeniaca (apricot), 480 nucleotides long. NCBI's taxonomy places the organism in Eukaryota, Viridiplantae, Streptophyta, Magnoliopsida, Rosales, Rosaceae. The record is from the annotation of a GenBank genome assembly.